Messenger RNA from Otolemur garnettii (small-eared galago), 1325 nucleotides. RefSeq names its product methylthioribose-1-phosphate isomerase 1 (gene MRI1). NCBI's taxonomy places the organism in Eukaryota, Metazoa, Chordata, Mammalia, Primates, Galagidae. Bases 55 to 1149 code for a protein of 364 amino acids. Gene Ontology annotation, molecular function: S-methyl-5-thioribose-1-phosphate isomerase activity. The record is from RefSeq and is a predicted model, not a curated record. The transcript is spliced from 6 exons.
ACUAGUGCAGGGUUCACAGUGAGCGCAGCGUGUGGUGAUCUCAGAGGCUACAGGAUGACUUUGGAGGCGAUCCGCUACUCGCGGGGUUCCUUGCAGAUCCUCGAUCAGCUACUGCUCCCCCACCAGAGCUGUUACAAGUCGGUGGACUCGGUGGACCAGGCCUGGGAGGCGAUUCGCUCCAUGAAGGUGCGUGGCGCGCCGGCCAUCGCCCUAGUGGGCUGUCUCAGCCUAGCCGUGGAGCUGCAGGCCGGCGCUGGGGGACCGGGACUUGACGCGCUCGUAGCUUUUGUGCGCGACAAACUUAGCUUUCUCGUCACUGCCCGGCCUACUGCCGUCAACAUGGCCCGCGCCGCCCAGGACCUGGCGAAAGACGCGGCCCAGGAGGCAGCGCGGGAAGGCGCUACGGAGGAGGCCGUCCGAGAAAGAGUGAUCCGCUAUGCCGAGGACAUGCUGGAUAAAGACCUCAGAGACAAUCGGAGCAUCGGGGACCUGGGAGCCCACCACCUGCUGGAGCGGGUGGCCCCUAGCAGUGGCAAGGUGACCGUGUUGACCCACUGUAACACCGGUGCACUGGCCACUGCUGGCUAUGGCACAGCCUUGGGUGUGAUCCGCUCCCUGCACAACAUGGGCUGCCUGGAACAUGCCUUCUGCACUGAGACCCGGCCCUACAACCAGGGAGCCCGGCUGACAGCCUUCGAGCUGGUCUAUGAGCAAAUCCCAGCUACCCUUAUCACAGACAGCAUGGCUGCAGCCGCCAUGAUCCACAAGGGCAUAUCAGCCGUAGUCGUGGGAGCUGACCGUGUGGUUGCCAACGGUGACACAGCCAACAAGGUGGGCACCUACCAGCUAGCCAUUGCAGCCAAGCACCACGGCAUUCCCUUCUACGUGGCUGCCCCCAGCUCCUCGUGUGAUCUCCGUCUCCAGACCGGCCAGGAGAUCAUCAUCGAGGAGCGCCCAGGCCAGGAGCUGACUGAUGUUAAUGGGGUCAGGAUUGCAGCACCUGGGAUUGCUGUUUGGAAUCCCGCCUUUGAUGUCACCCCACACGAGCUUAUCACUGGUGGCAUCAUCACAGAGCUGGGGGUCUUUGCCCCGGAAGAGCUGCGGGCAGCCCUAACCACCACCAUUUCCUCAGAUAGACCCCAGAUGUAAACAACUCAGCUCUCCUUACCUUGUUCCCAUCCCUCAGGUUUUUAAUAAAUUUCUGGAAUGCCCUAACCAAAAGCUGAUCUUCCUGCCCUCAAUCACACUUAUUCCUAGAACAGGGAAAUCAGACAGGUCUUUGCACAGAUCUUAGGAGCCUAGUAGCCUACAAGCAGUUUCAAAUA